AUGGGAAAUAAUAAUACAUCGUCAAGUACAGUUAAUGCAAACAAUAACACCAUCUCCGUAGGGUCAUCAAACUAUCAAAAUUAUAAUGUACAAAGUAAAUUUCAUCCACAGCAACAAUUGCAAUUAUAUUGCGAAUUUAUUCCUGGAGAUGAAGUGAGAGUAAAAAGACCUUUAAUCUCCAACAAUAACAUCAAUUUACCAAUCUCUAACCCCACUUUAAACCCACAACAAGCUACAAAUAUUUAUCCAAGUUUUGAAUCUUACGAUUCCGUACUACCAACCCCAUCUCAAACAUACAUCAACAGUAAUACGAUCCAAACAUCUAAAAAGAACCCACAACUCAAGAUUGGAACAACAAAAACAAGAAUAGUGGAUGAUUUUGUGAUGGUUGAUCCAGGAAGUCCUGCUCUUAACCCACCAACAACUACUUCAAUCAAUAAUAAUGUCACACUAUCUGAUCCAUCGAAUAUUAGAUAUGAUAUUAGCUUUCAACCUUCUUCCUAUCAAACACCUCAGAGUGUACAUCAUGAGAGUUUUUAUUCUUCUUCAAAUUCUUUCAACAAUUCAAACCCGAAUCAAAAUUCAGGAUAUUACGGACAGCCUGGAGGUACUCCAAUCACUGGCAAAGAACAUCCACAAUAUGUUAUGCCACCUCCUCCAACUGGUGAUAUUUACCAAUUUCCACAGAAUCAAACUUUUAGUCAAAUGUCAUACUUUUAUCCUCAACUAUUUAGUGCUGAAUUUUACAGCUCUAACCACAUAGUUAAAACUGUAAAUGUAAAAACAGUUCCCACAGCAACUUUUGGACAAUACACUUCUGUUGUGGAAAUUACUCUUGAAGAUGAUCCUUAUAAGCUAAUUUUCUAUUCCAACGAGUUAGAACAAAUAUUUAAUGAAAAACAUCAUCAAAGAAGAGUUGAGUAUAGGAUCAUAGAGAGAUAUGUUCAAAUGUGUAGACAAACUCAAACCUAUUUAUCUACAUCUAAUUGUACAAUACCCAUUAUUGAUCCUAUCCCAACAGUUUUGGACCUAUACACCGAGCAUAUAAAGAAAGGUACAGCUGUUGUAAGAUUGGAUCUUGUAGGAAUAGGACUUGGUGAUGAGGAUGCCAAGGCAGUGGCUUGGACCCUACUUCCACCUUGGUCUAUUGGUUCCUCUGUAAGAAGAUUGAAUUUAAGCGGAAAUAAGCUGACAUCUAAAGGAGCUCAAUACGUUUCAAACGCCUUCAUGUCCCCUUCUACCCAAUAUUUGAAAAAUUUUAAUAAUACUGGUUCAUUUUCUGUAAAGGAGCUAGAUUUGAGUUUUAAUAGAGAAAUAGGUUUAGCUGGAGCUCAACAUUUAGCAAACAUGUUAUCAAAAAAUACUUCAUUGACAUAUGUAAAUUUCGCUCAGACUGGUAUAACUGCUGUAGGAUGUGAUUUGAUAAUAUCAGCACUUAUUCAAAACACAAACUCUUCUGUAAUUAAGUUGGAUUUAAGACACGACCUAAUUGGAGAGGAUCAGAUAGCAAAAUUGUGUACCUUAGUAGAAAAAAGAAAUUGUUUGUGUUUUCUUGAAAUUUAUCCUUAUAAGGAGAUUUCAAUGAAUGAUUCUUUAGAAGAUGAUAAUGAUGGAUGGUUAUCAUACGAUGGAUGGGUAAAACACUCACUAUUAAGAGAAUUACUGGAAAAAAAUAUGGACUAUAUGAAGAACCAUCCUAAAAAACUUCAAAAGAAAGCAUCAUUAAGUAUCAACAAAACACCAACUGCUUCGCCUUCUACAACAGAUACUAAUGUUGAAAUAUUAAGCUCAUUUAUUAAUUCAAUGUUUUCCACUACCACUAAGGUAAACGAGGAACCAAGUGUAACUAAUAAGGAGAUUGAUGACACAGAGUUAUCAUUCGAUAAUGAUAUUUUUAGUUUGAGCGUUUCUGAUCCGCUGAAAAAUGAUAGAGUUGUAAAUUAUUUAAAAUUGGCUGGAGACGAACAUAAUCACAUGCCAAUGGAUGAUGGUUCUAGUGUCAUUACCUGUUCCAUUUGUUAUGAGGAUAAUAGACCAACAGAUGGUACUGUUUUCUUCAUGGAGGAUUGUGAACAUAGAUUCUGUUGUACGUGCAUUUAUGACUAUGUUAAAGAUAAGAUUCAAAAAGGAGAGGUGGAUAGUAUUAAAUGUCCAGAAUGUGAUAGACAAUUAACGGUAGUUGAAGUCAAACAGAUUUUGAGCCAAGGUAGAGUUAACAAGAUAUCCCAAUCACAUUACUCACAAGCAGAAGAUGAAAAUUUGUUCAGCAAAUUUGAAGAAUUUUCUCUAAAGAGAGCUUUAGGAGGUAUGAAAGAUUUAGUGUGGUGUCCAAAUCCAAAAUGUGGAAAUGCCAUUAUAGUAGAGAGUCCAAAUAUUAACUCUGACCUUCCCACAUCACCUCUUCCUCUAUCUCCUUCAACUCUCUUUCCGAAAGAAAAUGCCAGCUAUCAAAGUGCAUUGCUCUCAUUGUUCUUGGGAUUCAUGCUCUAA
This is a messenger RNA of Naegleria gruberi, 2490 nucleotides long. RefSeq names its product RING finger domain-containing protein. Gene Ontology annotation, molecular function: small GTPase binding; metal ion binding; GTPase activator activity. The record is from RefSeq and is a predicted model, not a curated record. The transcript is spliced from 2 exons. Lineage: Eukaryota; Heterolobosea; Eutetramitea; Acrasida; Naegleriidae. Gene Ontology annotation, cellular component: perinuclear region of cytoplasm; cytosol; nucleus. Gene Ontology annotation, biological process: nucleocytoplasmic transport; activation of GTPase activity. Bases 1 to 2490 code for a protein of 829 amino acids.